GUACAUGUAUUUAAUAGCUUAGUGUAAAUAGUGUAGUAAGUUAUUUCUUCCCUAUGAAGCAUUGAAGACUUGUUGGAUUUUAAAUUCUCUCUACGACUUUAAUAAAAAGGUACCGACUGUUCCUGUGGAAAUAUUCAAAACUGAAGGCUGGCUGGAAUUUUCUGUUGGGGGCCCACAACAUCUGUUUCCAACUUACUCCAGCAACUUAAUUUGUUAAUUUUGCCUGGGAUGUAGUAACCAGACUGGUUCUUUGCUGAACACUUCAUCUUAUCAAAUGAAGGGGAUUGGUAGGGGAACCAAGUAGUGAUUGGACCACAUCAACGCUUUCAAGUGUAUCUUAGCGUGGCACAAGCAACAAACAUUGGGGGAGGAUACUACCCUAGAUUGUACUAGCUACAUCACUGGAGUAAAGUCGGUCUGUACUUGCCUUCUGUUAUAUGCUGUUGGAUAGCUGAUAGUCAGCCCUGAGAGAGAGAGGGAACAGAAGAUAAGGCAUUCCAUAUUAAUAUUAUUACACGCACACAGGUAGUGUGUUGAUGAUGGUGUAAUCUCAUCUAGCUGCCACAAUCACAUGUAUCACAUGGAGCUAUGCAAACGUACUAGGAAAUAUACAUCCUUGUCGACUAGUGCCGAGGACAUUCUGGAUGGCCUAGAGAGUAAAAGAAUUCGGAUAGCGUACAAUUCCUCAAAUUUGAAAACGUGUAGUCCGAUGGAAAAUGAUUCUGGGAAAAUCUCCGAUGGAAAUACUGUGUUAGAGGAGAUAACACCUUCCAGUGUCACAAUGAUGCAGAAUGGUACACAUCUGAAUGGGAUGGUAGAUAACGCUAGUUUAGGAGGAACCAUGAAUUCUCAGCCUCAAAAAACGGAACCAGAUCCAGAUGCCAUCAAGAUGUUUGUUGGUCAGAUUCCCAGGUCAAUGGACGAAUCUGAUCUCAAGAAAAUGUUUGAAGAGUUUGGUCCAGUAUUUCAGUUAAAUGUUUUGAGGGAUAAAGGAACUGGACAGAGCAAAGGAUGUUGUUUCGUCACAUUUUUCACAAGAAAAGCAGCAUUAGAUGCUCAGAAUGCUUUACACAAUAUCAAAACAAUGGCAGGGAUGCACCAUCCAAUACAGAUGAAACCUGCUGACAGUGAAAAAAGAAAUGAGGAAAGAAAACUUUUUGUUGGGAUGGUGUCAAAGAAAUGCACAGAAAAUGAUGUGAGAAUGAUGUUUGCACCAUUUGGAACGAUAGAGGACUGUACAGUGUUACGUGAUCAGAACGGCCAGAGUAAAGGUUGUGCAUUUGUUACAUAUGCAAACAGACAAUCUGCACAGAAUGCCAUAAAGAGUACCCAUCAUUCCCAGACCAUGGAGGGUUGUACAUCACCAGUUGUUGUUAAAUUUGCAGACACGCAAAAAGAAAAAGAACAGAAAAAACUACAACAGAUGAGUGCCAACCUUUGGAAUAUGUCUGUGGGAAACAACAUGACCCCACAGUAUCUUUCUCUGCUGCAACAAGCUGCUGCUGCAGGGGGAAACAUGGGCAUGCUAGCGAACAUGAACAAUAUGGGGAGGAUAAACCAAAAUGAUAACGGUUCUAAUUCUCUCGGCGUCCAGCAAUUGCUAAUAGCAGCAGCUGCGGCUGCUGCUAGCAACAACCCAGGAUUGCUAGCGGCCCUCGCGGGGCUGAGCAACAGUGCCAAUAACUCCACCCCUACUUCUCCCACGAGUACCGGAGCUAACACUGCCACUCGCUCCAACAUGGGGUCAGGCCAAGGUGACGGUGCAUCAAACAAUCUUCAUUUGCAGAAUCUGCAGAGUUUGGCAGCGUUAGCUGGUGCAGCAAACAAUGCAGGUGCCCUCAACACACUAGGGAUGCAGAAUUUAGCAGCAUUAGGGGCGACGAGUUCAGCCAAUGUCUCUGCCUUUCCUCACCGUGGUGGAGGACAGUUAGGUUCUUUAGGCACUACGUCUAAUUCCCUGGCAGGAAUUACAGGCCUCCAGAACUUUGGCAACAACAAUUUAUCAUCAAGUGGUAUGGCCAACAAUAUGAAUGGUCUGGGCUCCAACCCUAGCUCGGGUAUGGAUGCUCUUAGUCAAGCCUAUUCCGGAAUUCAGCAAUAUGCAGGUUUGUCGGGUUUACUCAGUCCAGGUAAAGCAUCUUUCCCGAAUGCCUUUGGUAGUCAGACAGCACAGCAGCUGCAGCAGGCCACUGCAAAUUCACCCGCGGGCAAACAAACAGAAGAAGCUGUCUCAAGAAAACUGAAGACCGGCCUCUAUUCAAGGAAUGAGGGUCCAGAAGGUGCUAACUUGUUCAUAUACCACCUACCUCAGGAAUUCAGUGACCAAGACCUUAUGCAGACCUUUCUGCCCUUCGGAUCAGUGAUUUCUGCUAAAGUCUUCAUUGAUAAGCAGACAAACCUCAGCAAGUGCUUUGGAUUUGUGAGUUACGACAACUCUGUCUCGGCCCACGCUGCCAUACAGGCCAUGAAUGGUUUCCAGAUUGGAAUGAAGAGGCUGAAGGUGCAGCUCAAACGACCAAAGAAUGACAGCAAGCCGUACUGAUGAUGUCCGAUUGUUAUGACAACGUGGCGUUGACGUGAAGUGGUGUGUCCCCGUGUCCACGUGCCGUACGUCCUUCAUGUUUACAUAACUCAUCGCUAGCCUGUAUGAUUGACAAAAACUUUAAUGUCGCAUAAAUACGUAAGUGUCCCUCAGCAAACCACAAGUCCAUCCAGCUCCGUCUGUACAUGUCAGUCACGCCGGGCAAGUGGGCCCGUGGUCAACACCGACACAUAUUAUACACUUACAACUGUCAUCGUUUGUUGUCCUGUUCAAAGUUAAUUACAUGUGCAGGCUCCUGUAACCAAAUCACUGGGUUGCCAUAUAUAUAAUUUUGAAAUUAUUCAUUGUACAACACUGUAUUGUAACAAAGAUUGUCAUUUUUUUGUCUUUUUAAUGUUAAGUAUUAUAUUGUCAAGUUUAGAUACAUGUAUAUGUUGGUGUAUAUAUAUAUAGUACAGAUAUGCUUUUAGAUAUAAUCACAUUAAAGUGCAUGUAUUGUAUUUGUUCAGUGUAAACAUGACGAGAAAUACCAAAGAAAGUUUGAUUUCAUCUCAAUAUCGACCUAGGCAUCUGUAUGGUGCCUCUUGUUAAUUAUCUUGCGAGGAUGUUCUAUAGCAAAAGCUAUCGAUAUCCAGAUAAGACUGACCGUAGGUUUGCAUGCAUUAUAAUUCAUUAGCUUUGGGUUUGGAAAGAAUAAACCCUUCCCCAGAUGUCCUCUGAGUAAACUAAUAGAUGUUGAUGAAUGGCUCUGAUUUUGCAGAGCUGAGAGGGCACAUGCACUUAAUUAACCAUUUAAUAAAGUGUAUAUAAUUUUUUAUUAUCAAUAAUAAUCUCAUAGCAUUAGAUGCAAACUAUUAAACUGCCAUAAUUGUAUCUUUGGAAUGUUGCCAUUUAUGAUAAUGUUGAAAGAAUUUUUGCAAGUUUUUAGUUCUAUAUUAAUUCAACAGGUUUUUUUUAGGGGAAAUUAACAAAUUCAUUCAAAAUCAUUACUAGGAUUAUUUCAAAUGUAAUUUGAGAUUUCAAAGAUUGUCAUAAAUAUCAGAUUAGUUCAGAUUUGAUCUCAAACAUGACACGAUACCAUUAAUAGAUUCGGUGGUUAGAUCAUAUAUAUAUAUAUACAUUGUAUAUAGAGUAUAAUAUAGGGAGAAUUUUGCAAGUAGCCGUUCAACAUAAAACAGUAGCCGUUCAACAUAAAACAGUGACUUAUGAUUAGCAUAGUAUAUAUUCCUAGCCUAUUAAGCAGCUAUGGAAAUCAGGAUGUUCAGUUCCUCCAUUUCAUAUCCUGUGAAUUUCUCAUUAUCACAUCAGACAUUACAUUAUUUUCAUCUCUUCUAAAAAAUGUUUUUUAUUGAAGUAACUUUAAUAGCAGUAGGCCAUAACAGCUUUACCCUAGUGGUAUCCUUGUAUGUGUAGAAGCUUGAUCAGUGUGAAGUAUUACCCACCCAUGUUUUGCUUAAUUAAACACAGUAUUAAAUUUUUUGUCUUACUGAAAAGUCUUGUAGCGUGGAGUUUUUCUGUGUCAUUGGAUAUUUGUAUUGUAAAGAUGGGAUAUACAUACUAUUAAGAAGUAAGUUAUUUUUCGUGUGGGAAUAUUCGGUGAAAAGAAGUGUCUUAAAAAAUGCAAAAAAAAAAGAAGAGAAGUUUGUAUUGACAGUAUAUUGUACUCACUAUGACAACAGUCUUCUCGGAGAAUUAAUGUUUAUAUAUAUUGUUUGUGAUGGUUGUGGUAAUGAGAGAUGAAAGGAAAUGUAAUUUGAUCAUGCGAUUCCCCACACCCAAUUAUGGCAGCCCAGUGUUUUUGUUCCAUGGCUGUUUACCAAUUAUCUUGAACUAGUGCUUAUAAGCUUACUAUAUCGUAAUGUGUAGUGCAAGGUGUUUGUUAAAACGUUUCUCCAUGAGUAUGUUUUUUGUGGUCAUUGUUUGCAGUGUUAUAAACAAAAUAUUGUAAAGAACUAUUUCCUCUUCAUCUGUGUUGGAAGAGAGAGAGAGUAAAAAAAUAUAUAUAUUGUUAUGGUUUUGUUAAAAGGUGUGAGAAGAAUCAAAAUGUGGUUAUUUCUUUUCUUAAAUAACCCAGUUUCAAUAUUUUUUCUUCAUUUUUUGUUUGGCAAGUAUUGCACUUUGGUGAAUGUUGAUGUUUUGGUACACGGUUUUGUGUCUUGAUAUUUCAAAAUAUAUAUCAUAAUAUAUCAUGUGAAUGGUGAAUAAUGUUUUGGUGUGAGUUUGAUAUUCAAACUAAAAUCUGAAUCUAUUAUAAAUACUACUACUAAGUUGAGCUGUUUCUGGCCGCCAAUCUCACUGGUUGUACUGUGUAGCAUCUGAUCACAGCACAAAAUCCUUGUGUGUUAUUUUCUUGUCUGAAGAAACCAUAGCCUGCCAUGUUUUGCCUGAUGUUUUAAAGCAUUUACCUUGAUAUUAUUAAAUAUUAAUCUGUCAUUUCAAUUACCACCUCUUCAAAAAGAAGUUAUGUAAUAAAUGAAGACCGAUAAAGACGAUUGUUCUAAUUGGAAGUACUUGCAGAAAAGAAAUAAGUUUUUAAUUGGAAGUAUUUGCAGAAAAGAAAUAUGUUUUUGCAUAAGUUUUUAUCCAAAAUUAUCAUGGAAAUUACAAGUGUCGGCUAUUAAAAGUACCUUCAUGUAUACCUUCUCAGUUCAGGAGCAGUUCUGCCUGUCUUUUUGGUUGACUUUAUCAUUUUGCGAUAAAUGCUUUAGACAUUAAAUCGUUUAAAUGUUUCGUGUAUAACUGUGUGUUCUAAGCACAGCUGUGAUCGGAAAUGACAAUCGAACGUUUUUGUGUUAUGUUCAACUGCUGAACACGAUUCCUGUCGACCUGCCACUUGGUUUUCAUCAUAUUUUAUUACCUUUAAGCGAUUCAAUUAUGAUUUUUACUGCUAAUAGUAAUAUUGUACUACCAUAAAUAAGAUACACAUGUUUUAAUGCUGAAUCUUUUGAAAGGGAGAGAGUUAGAGAGAGGGAAGAUGAAUAUGUUUAUAGUUUAAUUUUUUUCACUUCAUAUGCAUUUAAUAUAUACAUGCACACUGUGAAAUCAAAUCAUUUGAAAGAAAGCAAUAUUAAAGCUUAGAAUGAUAGUAAAUCAAAAUAGCUACAAAUCAAAAUGGCAGGUUGCUGGAUGUUUGGAUUUAUCAAACGUAAGUGCCUUAUUCAGUACCGUGUUCACACCAUUACUGAUGUGUUGACAUUAGCAGUCCAGUAGAUAUCUUAACACAUUCAUAUCAAAGGACCAAGCAGAAUAUAGCUAAUUACUUGUAACCAAUAUUUAUAUAUAUUAUGGUAAGACUGUUUUGGCGAAAUUUGUAUCCUAGUAUUUAAAACAGUGAUGUGAGAGAAAAUUGUAAAUGUAAAUAAACUGUUCAAUAAUUUUGAAUUUCCAAAAUUCAACAUUUUAUUUUAGGUUGACCGUUCGUAAUCUUUCUGUGUUUGUCAGUGUUUGUUCAUAGAUAAAUAAAACAUUCUGUGAUAAUUACGACUUGACACAAUAGAGAAUUAACUUUGUCCGACAGGAGAAUUCUUUGACUAAACAUAUAGGUGUUAUGGGGAUUUCUGUGGCUAUAUUUACAUAGAGGAGUCACCUUAUAUAUUUAGAAGCAAGGGGGAAUCCCUGUUGUCUGUAUAUAGUGUUGGGGAUUCCUUUAUGCUAUAUAUAGGUAUGCCAGUGAGAUUGACUGCCAGUGAUGCUGAAGGUACUCAGGAAUACGUGUACAAAACUUGUGUUUGUUGGUGAAACUGUCCAUGUAUUCAGUAGUUAAAAUACUGUCGCAGACAGGGGUUAGUUCAUAUCUAUUGGAUAAAUGUUUAGUGUCCUCUAAUAAAUAAUGGAGUCCGUUUUAAUUACUUAAAAAGGUGAUGUUGAGGAACUGUGAAUGUCCAUAUACUUAAAGGAAGCGUUUGUUCUCAUGGAAAAAAUUACAUUUUUACCAGUUGUUUGUUUCUUACUUAAGGUGUGGUAAGCAAUAUGUUUUUACUCUUCCACCGGGAUUGGACCGCCUCGGUCUUGACGUCCACCGCAAACCGUCCGUCUCGGAUCCAUCCUGUGGAAGGGUGAUCAUGAACACAGAUAAUUUUACCUUCUCAACCAGCAGUUCAUGUGAGGCUGUAUCAUGUCAUAGAUCAUGUGGAAAAAACAUCUUUUAUCCGGCCAUUCAGUAUCUUUACAACAACAAAAGCCCAAUUUUUCAACCACGUUUGUCAUGUCUGCAUAAUAUUCCAUAAUGCUGUUUUGAUGUCAGCCACAGUCACAUGAAUCUUAGUUGAACAAAAUUAUUUCUGUUCCGUGUUCUUGUAAACAGGAAUUUUAAACACUGCAUUAGGGCUGCAUCAUAGGCCCAAAUGCUGUACAUGCAAUCGAAAUGUUUUAUUUUGUUUCCAGAUAUUUUAUAUGAAAAUUAUUGACUUGUAAGAGAUAUCAAAAAAAUGUGUAAGUAUUUUAUCCCUGUAAUUGAGCGUUACAUGUGCUUUGUGGUGUAUUUUGAAUCUAAAUCCUACCUUCUUACAUGUUUAUGGUAUUUUAAAAAAAAUCCUAUUUGUAAAACCACACCUUGGUAGAAAUUGUAAGCAAAUUACUCAACAGAGCUGUACUUAAGGUAGAUAUCCUUGAGAAUUGUUACUAAAAAUUGAUCACAUUUAAAAUAUUCAUUUCUCCAGUUGUUUUAUAUUAAAAGUAACACAGAAGUUAAUAAAAAGGGCUAGAUCAUUGUUUGAUCAAUUUAUUAGAUAGCAAAACUUGAGGAAAUUUACCGUGUUUCUGGGAUGUGGUGAUGUUUUUGUGAGAAAAAAAAUGUUUGUUAGAUUAUUAUUUUUGUUUAAUAGCUUGCCAGGCUGAAUAUUUGGUGUGGCAAAGUUAGUUCAAUUUGCUCAGAAGGGAACUCUGCACCAGUGACCCAGUUUUAAACUUUUUUGUUAUUUAAAAAAAUCAGUAAAAUAAAAAGUUGAUAGGGUAUUGUCUCACUUGUUUAUAUUUUUACCUGCAUAUGAUAAAUCAUGUUUUUGUCAAAUUGUCAGUAAUAAUGAUUACUAUAUCUUAAUAAAAACACACCACACGUUACAUGACAGUGUGAAAAUAGACAUAUCAUUUUCUGCCUUUAUUUAAAACUGUGAUCAAGUGACUUCUUGUUAACAUACUAUUGGUAUAUGACUAAUCCUCAAAAUAGCUUGCUUAUAAUAAACAAAAGCAUCUUUUCCCUUGUAAUCCCUUUAGGAACUCCUUUCUUCAAUGCCCGUAAAAAACCACUACAAAAUGAUAUCUAUUUCUACAUUCACAUGUUUCAGAUUAUAAAUUGUUUGAGAAGUGAUGUCUCUGUUGACAUUUUUUUUCUGGAUCUUAGGGUUAUGAUUGCUGAAUCAACAUUCAAGUGUAAGUUUUAAUUUUCUCUGGAAAAAACUUUUCGGUCUUAAAAAGUUUUAAUAUCACAAGAAAUUUAUUCAUGAAAAAUCAAGAUUCAUAGAGUACUUUUUAAUGCUAGCAUAUUAUGACAAUUUCAAAGAGCCAUACAGUAUUUUGUGGGACGUUAUUAAUAUUAUAGUGAAUCUGUCGUAGAUUAGUGUUACACAUCACAGUAUACAUUGUAUAAUGAAUAUCUAGUCAAAGAUAUCUGUCUUAAUUAAGAAUAUACCAUACUUAAACUCUCCACAUAACAAUUAUUAUAGCACAUUAAUACAUAGAAGUAUUUUGCAAAUUUUUUAUCAAUCAUGUGUAUAGCACUUUUAAAAGAAAAAAAAGUUUCAAGUCUCCGUAGCCUUCAGAAUAACACUGAAAGUCUUGCCUGGUAGCCCUAUUUGGUACAUGUGCUACUCUGAAGUGACAGCUAUCGAGAAUGAGAAAUCUACAUUUUACCAUUGAUCUGGCAAAAGCUACAAGAUAGUCUAAUAUUGAGUAAAAGAUUCACAUGUAUAUAUUAUUACUAUAAAUACCAAUAAAAAGCAUUUAUUUCAUAUAAACCAGACCUAGAAAAAUAAGAUCAUGGAAGAUCAUUGUAUGUUUUAAUUUGAUUUUCCUCUUUUGUCGACCUAGGCGAAGGGCGGGCAGGAAAUGGCCGCAUUAAUUACUUUCUGAGUAAAGAAAGCCACCUUUGUUAAAUAUUAGUUAUGAAUUGUGUUGUGGUUUGGCCGUGUACAGAAUCGUAUGCCAUUAAACAGUUUCAAAUAAAA
Molecule: messenger RNA, 8703 nt
Organism: Pecten maximus
Lineage: Eukaryota; Metazoa; Mollusca; Bivalvia; Pectinida; Pectinidae
Product: CUGBP Elav-like family member 2
Exons: 20
Coding region: 572-2542 (656 amino acids)
Biological process (GO): regulation of alternative mRNA splicing, via spliceosome; mRNA splice site recognition
Cellular component (GO): cytoplasm; nucleus; ribonucleoprotein complex
Molecular function (GO): mRNA 3'-UTR binding
Source: RefSeq, a predicted model, not a curated record